Molecule: messenger RNA, 9136 nt
Organism: Nezara viridula (southern green stink bug)
Lineage: Eukaryota; Metazoa; Arthropoda; Insecta; Hemiptera; Pentatomidae
Source: the annotation of a GenBank genome assembly
AACCCCUUUAUUAGAAAUAUUUUCUCAUAUUUUAGUUUGUUUUUUUAAAUAUUUUUUUUUAAAUAGAAUAAUAAUUUUUAAAACUUUAAGAACUCUAAAAUUGCGAUGAGUUAGAGGCAAUAUCUGUGUAUCAAUAAUAAGGCAUAUUUCCUCACUAUUAUAUCUUCUGAUUAUUAUAUAUUCUUAUAUUUUUUAUUCUUAUUAUUUAAUAAUGUUCAGGUUAACUUAAGAAAUGAAUACAUAUUGAAUUUAAAAUUUGUUGCAAAAUAUAUUCUUCUUAGCUUUAUUACCACAAUAACAAUCCGCACCUCAUCAAAUAAUAUGAACUAUUGAAUUGGUAAUGUGGAAUUAAAAUUCUUUUGUCUUUUUGUUCUUCAAAUAGUUAAGCAAAAAUCUGUAAAUAUUAAAUUAUUUAUGUUUCAUACUUUACUGUUGCUUUGAAAUUUGAGUAAAAUAUAGUGGGAAUCAGGUAAUACUAUCUACUCUGGCAUUGCCAGGAUACUAAUCAGAAUAUGUUUUUGUCUAAUUGCCCUUAGAAUUUAUCACUCCUUUCCCAAAUUGAUAAUAUAAUUAUUGAACUAAACUAGACAACAGUAUCAUAUUAUUUAAAAAAAGAAAGAAAUAUACUAAGGAUCUGUGAAAUACAUGCAUUAGUUGUAAAUUUAUGUUUUAGAUAUGUAGGAUUUCUUAAAGAAAAAAAUUCAUUACUAAAAUUUAAAGUUGUUUACAAUUUUAUGAUGAAUUUAAAAAAAAAAAACUUUUUAUCUUUAAAUAGUUAAUGAAUCUGCAGAGAAUUACUCUACAUCCAUGUUCUGCAUUUCUGCUUUUUUCAUUUAUUUCCUUUUAGUUAAAAUGAUAAAUUACUGAUGUGGUAAUUGUCUUCAUACUUUUGGUAAUAUAAUUCAUUUUCCGAAUGAAAUAUAAACAAUAACAUUAUCAUUAUCAUUUUUUGUUUUAUUAUUUUAUAGGGAAAAGUUUUGUAUUGAUUUUUUUCUUAGAAUUAAACUUUUGGUAGUUAUUUUCAACUUUUUUCUAUUAACAGGAGCUGUGACUGCCAAGAAGUAUCAUUACAUUGUUAUUUAACUCCAAUUAACUAGUGAAUAAUGUUUUCAUUCAUAGUAUUUAGGAGAUUUUUUUUUUAUAAUUCAUAAGCAGUUGAUUGUUUAUUUUGUAAUUUAUGUUUAUUUACAUAACUUAAGCCGAGCCACUGUGCUGAGAAUUGAAUAUUGUCAUUAAUGUUUUAUUAUUCAAUUUAGUCAUCAUCCUUUAUUACUAUUUGUAUUGUAGAUUCUAAGAAUGUUUACAGAGCUUCUCAUUCAUUUCCCUUAAAGAUAUUAUUUGUAAAGAUUCAUACAAAUUAUUUGUAAACUUGAUGUACAUUUUAUCAUUAAUUUAUUUAAUCAGUUAUUUCAAAACCUUGUUUUUACCUAAUAGUUUUCAGUGCUUAAUAUUUAAAUAAACUAGAAGCUAAAAUAAUAGUUUUAUUAUUUUUAUUUCUUUUGGAAAAUUAAUUAUAACAAUACAAAAGUAUACAAAGCAAAACACAAUAGUCUUGAGAUGCUUUUCAUUUGACAAUAAAGUAAUUACUUGCUUUUUAAUUCCUAGACAUAUUUUUAAAGGCUUUUAAUUUGUUUAUUGAAUUAUUUCAUUAAAAUAAAUUUUCAAAUUUAAUCAAAACCAAUUUUACUUUAAAGAACAAUGGAAAGUAGUAUCAUUUUGUACUAUUUUUGUGGUACUUCUCUUAUAUGUAAAAUAAAUAUUUGUAUAAUAAAUAAUUUUUUCCUGUUCCUAAACUUCACUUAAUUAAUUUUUCGUAUAAUUACGUUCAAUUUGAAUUUCCUCCGACGGCUAUAUUUCGCUGAAAGUAAUAAAUUAGAAUCGUGUUUUCAAAAAAAUCAUUUAUUUUGAAAAUUUUAGAACAUGGGUACCUUGUUUCAUUAUAGGCACAGGUUAGGUGUUUAAAGGUUUCUAUGCAGUUCUAGUUCGGUUGACUCUGUUAGAAAUCUGAUCAGUUUUUUUUUUUAAUUUACUUUCCUUUUGACGUUUUCCUUUAAUUCUUUUUUAUUUUUUAUUUUAAUUUUGUGAAUAAAUCAGUUUUUUGUGUGUAAGCGGGAAUUUUUAGUUACUAGCGCGGUGGUUUGGGUAAGUGCCUAUGGACGGUCAUAACAAGCUUCGAAAGAGUUAAGUCGUUGAUCACUGGAACAAAGAUGCUGUGAUUGAUUUUUAACAUUUAAAACAUGGAAGAAGCUGUAUUAGGUGGGACGGAUUUUAAUAUCCACAAAUUAAUGAUUAACAAUCAAGAUAAAACAGAAUGGAAAAAAUCAUCUCCAUUAAAGACCUAUAGUAAAAAGACUACUCCAACCAAUGACGGAAAGAGUAGGUAUGGUAGAUCUCACAAACCUAGAUUAUCUGGAGACUUUUUGUCCACCGACAAGAAAGUAAGUCAGUAUUUAAGAAUAGAUGUUGACAAUCAGAUGCACUAUUUUAAAGCCUCACCGUAUGCUGUUCAAAAAACCCCAAUUAAGAGUCCUCCUGUGGGUACUCCUGGGAAAAGAGGUCGGAAACCUAAGGCUGUAACAUUAUUAAAACAAGAAAACAGAUUAAGCCACAACUUAGGUGAUUUUAAUGUCAAAACUAGUCAUCCAGUUAGUAAUAUAAAUGACAUAGAAGCUCCAGUUCCAACUUCUACUGAAACAUUACCUCUACCUGACCAACUGAUAAUCCCUAAAGAUGAACAGUAUUCAGACUCAGAAGAAUUUAUCAAUGACGGUGAUUGGAAUGUAGGAGAUUUGGCUUGGGCCUGCGUAGGUGGUUUUCCAUACUGGCCAUGUGCAAUCACAAAAGACCCUGUUGAACUUUGCUUCAAGAAAGUAAAAAUUUUAGGUAAAAAUCGGCAGCCUAAGGAAUGCAUACAUGUAAGAUUUUUUGGAGAUAAAGGAAGAAGAAGUUGGAUAAUGGCAUCACACAUCCUACCGUUUCAUGGUCUUGAUUCUUUUUUAUCUUUGGCUGAAGAAACUUGUACUGCAGUUGUUAAAAAGAAGGAUCCGAGACUCUACCGUUCUUUUACUGUGUUACCAUCUGUAAGAAAAGCGUGGCAAGCAGCAGUCAGUGAAGCAGAAAGUUUGAUGGAAUCCCCUAGGCAUGAGCGGGUAAUGUACUUCAUGAACCUUUAUCCCUCUCCUCCUCCGGAGGCACAACUGCCUAGUGGGGGAGAAAAUCUCGUCAAACCGGAACUAAAAAAAAGAGGCCGCAAAAGAAAAUCUGAACUUCCAGUUACGCCCAUUGCAGAGAAGAAAAUUAAAUAUGAAUCUAUAGAUGAGGCCUUAGAAUCAGUUUCAGCAACCACACAAGCUGUACCUCCUUCCAGUGAUAUUCCAGCUGCCGAGGUGGCUAUUAAGAAGGAGCCAGUUACUCCUAUCAAAGAAAUGCCCAAAUCUGAAACUGCAUUUUCACCCUCUACGACUCCUCAGUCGCAGCUCACAGCAAAAGUGGAAACUGGAUCAGCAUCAGCCGUUAAACCAGUAAAUUCACGGGAGUCAAUGAAAAAUGUUGAGGGAGAGUCUAUUGCUAAAAUCAAAAGUGAACCAAAAAGUGGCCCACCGACGGGUAAGAAGCGAGGAAGACCCCCUGGAAGAAGGAAAAAGAGUAGUGAAGAUGAUUUUGAUUUUACACCUUUGAAAAGGAAGUAUGUUAAGAAAUGUUCAAAUGAUUUGAGGCUGAGGGAAAACAGAACUAAGAAAAAGACAUUCAACUUUGAUAUGAAAAAAAUGAAAAAACUUCGAGAUCCAGCUUUUGAAGUUUUCUAUGAGAAAAAUUUUGAUCGUGUUUCUGAUGAAAACCCUGAACUUUCAGAAGAAGAUAUUGAUAAAUUUAUUGAAAAGAUGUGGAAAGAAGUUAAAGAAAAGCAAUCAACAUUUAAAGCUAGGUCGAGGGACGGUGCAGAACGUGGUUGCAGUGACAGUGGCGCAGACUCUAAGUCUGAAACAAGUUCUCGCAGUGAUUCCCCACCUCCCCUCAUUUUACCUUCUGUCAAAACUGUCUUCAAACGAGGUAUUUCAUUGUUCAGUGGCAUAAAGGGUGAAAAAGUCUGCCAGGUAUGCUUCAAAGGCGGUGAUGUUUUGAAAUGCCGUGGACCUUGUGGCCAGCAGUUUCAUAUAGGAUGUGUUGCUAAACUGAGUGGUGACCAACCGCAUAUUAAAGAAGAAGAUAUAAAAAAAGAAGAAAUAAUUUUAAAGAAGAAGAGAGGUCGGCCCCGCAAGUCUCUUCCACCACCAAUUAACAACUCAAUUGAUUCUUCAGACGUGAAACCUGUAGAAAAUAAUAACGAAGACACCAAACCUGUUAUUAGUCAUGACACUGAUGUCAAACCUAUUCUUGGAGGUGACAGUGUCAAACCGGUAAUGGAGAAUGGUGAAGUAGAAGACAUUAAACCUGUUAUUGAUAAUAAUUCUGUGAGCACUGUGGAAAGUGUUGCUAAUUCAUGUAUUGCUGAGUUAGAAGAGCAGUUACAGAAAAAUGUUCCAUGUGAUAAGUUAACUGGUGGUAAUGACAGUUGUGAUAAAACCGACAUAGAUGAAGGCAAUACCAAAAUGAAUGACGAAAAUUCUGUUAAGAAGCCUGAUAUCAAUUCAGAAUUAACAGAUAUAGAAAAUAUUGAUUUAGAACCAACUUUAAAUGACAAAGGUAAUACUGAUUUGUCUGAUAAUUCAGUUAACGAACCUGAUCAAGAAUCUCUUGACCUUAAUUUGGGAUUAGAUUUAAAUGAUGAAGAAUGCAUCAACAAUAAAGAGAAAGGAGGACAAGACGUUAGUUGUAGCAACAGUAAUGAUAGCAAAGUCGACAUAGCGGAAACUAAUGAAUCUAUUGAAGAAGAAUUGCGCAAUUCUGAAUUCAAUGCAAAAGUAGACGAUUCUUUAGAUAAUAAGUCAUCUUUAGAAAGUAACGAUGAAGUGACCAUAAAUUCAGUGUCUUCGUGUGACAGUUCGUCUAAAGAUUCUUCUGAUGUUCCAAAAGCAGAAGCCAUUGAAAUCGCAAGAAAAGACAAUUUAAAGUUGUUAGGAACUCUUCGAGGGGAUUCAUUUGAAUCUGAGUCUUCCAAUAAUAACAUGUUAGUUGUUGAUGAUUCUUCAGCAGAUGAUAGGUUGAUGAUAGAAGAGUCGCCAGCUAAUGAGGCUCAAGAUUCUUCAUCUGAUGCCAAUAACGAAACCAUAAUUAAAGAUAACAUUCCAUCAGUGAACUGUGGAGAAAUUAAAGAACAUAUUGAAAAACCAUCCACACCAAUAUUAGACAUGCCAAUAAUUGACUUUGCUGAUAUUACUGACAACGAUCAGAAUGAGCCAAUUUUAAUUAAUGCUGACAAUAAAGGUACAUCUGUGCCAAUGGAUAGUGACAAUUCACUAUACUCCACACAGACCCCUAGUGACAUAGGUUUGCUUAAAAAUGCUACGGAAGUAACAACAGAAACACCUACUGUUUCUAGUCCAAUGGAGAGUUCUGACAGCAUGAUGGAACAAGAUGAAAAGGAAAUUAUUAGCCAAGAAGAAAAAAAUUCUUCUCAAAAAGAAAGGAGUUCUUCUCAAGAGGAAAAGAGUUCUCAAGAAGAAAACAAUUCUUCUCAAGAGGAAAAGAAUUCUCAAGAAGAAAAGAGUUCUUCUCAAGAGGAAAAGAGUUCAUCUCAAGAAGAAAAGAGUUCUCAAAAAGAAAGAAGUUCUUCUCAAGAGGAAAAGAGUUCUUCUCAAGAAGAAAAAGAGAGUUCUUCAGGUGAAGAAAUUUCAAACAAGGUAUCGAAACCAUCAAAAAAAGAAGACAAAGACAAUGUGAAGAGAUAUUCGAAAGCAGGCAAAUCGAAGGGGCCAGGAAAAGAAUCUAAAGAUGAUAGUGAAAACUCAGCCAAGAGUAGCGACACAGAUUCUGAUAAAACCAAAAACAAGGGUUGGAUGUGUAAUACAUGUACCGAAGGUAAAGUUGGCCCUUGCUUCAUUUGUGCUAAGGAUGAGGGUGAUAGAUUGAGAUGUGGUUAUUGUGGCAAAGUAUAUCAUCUGAAAUGUGCCAAAGAGUGGCCGCAGUCCCAGAUUUCAGAGACUGCGAAGGGUCGUCUCAUUUUCCACUGUCCACAGCAUGUAUGCCACACUUGCAUAUCAGACAAUCCCUCGAGUGUCUGUGCCAGGUUCACUAAUGACAGGCUUGUGCGCUGUGUCAAGUGUCCUUCUACAUAUCAUUAUGGUAAUUACUGUAUUCCUGCUGGCUCUGAAAUAUUGAGCAUAUCUCAACUAAUUUGUCCCAAGCACUAUGUGCCCCACAGGAAAGGACUUCAUCAUGUCAAUGCAUCGUGGUGUUUUAUUUGUGCUAUCGCGCAACCAAUUGCAGGAGGAUCGCUGAUUUGCUGCGACCUAUGCCCCAACAGCUUUCAUGCAGAAUGUCUCAAGAUUAGCCCUCCCGAAGGCGCGUUCAUUUGUGAGGACUGUGAAACUGGGCGAUAUCCUCUAUUUGGAGAAAUCGUUUGGGUCAAGUUAGGAACUUACAGAUGGUGGCCAGCCAAGAUUCUUUAUCCCCAAGAAGUUCCAGAAAAUAUUAACCAGUUAGCUCAUACCAGUGGUGAAUUUGCUGUAGAAUUUUUCGGCACUCAUGACUAUUAUUGGGUCAAUCGGGGGAGAGUAUUCCUUUAUCAUGAAGGCGACGGGUGCAAAAUAGUUAGUAAAUCAAGAGUGGAUGAGCUGUUUACGCGUGGUGUACAAGAGGCUUCCGAAGCCUUCCUUAAAUGGACAGAAGAGAGAGCCAACAGAGAAGCCACUUCAAGGCCUUCCAUGAAACCUCCCAAGUAUGUGAAGAUCCAGUCAAAUAGAUUCUAUGGAAAUGUUAACAAAGUGCAAGAUUCGAAGGAGAAUGUUGCUACUACUUGCGAUUGUGACCCGUCCAAGCCUAAUCCUUGUGGGCCCGAGUCAGAUUGCAUCAAUAGGUUGCUGAUGGUUGAAUGCAACCCCCAGGUCUGCCCUGCUGGUGAGAACUGCUGUAACCAAAACUUUGAGAAGAAAAACUACCCCAACCUUGUCCCCUACAAGACAGAAACUCGAGGUUGGGGCCUUAAAACAUUAGAUCCUAUACCUAAGGGUGGCUUCAUCAUUGAAUAUGUUGGUGAAAUGAUUGAUGAAGAAGAGUACCGUAAAAGACUGGCAACCAUGCAACAGAACAAAGAUGAGAACUUUUAUUUCCUCACCAUUGACAAAGAUCGCAUGUUAGAUGCCGGACCAAAGGGAAAUGUUGCAAGGUUUAUGAACCACUCCUGUGAUCCAAACUGUGAAACCCAAAAGUGGACUGUUAACGGGGAUACUCGGGUCGGUCUGUUUGCACUGGAGGAUGUAAAAGCAGGAACUGAAUUAGUUUUCAACUAUAACUUGGAAACUAUUGGUAAUACAAAGGUAGAAUGCAAAUGCGGUGCUUCGAACUGUGCUGGCUAUAUAGGUGCCAAGAACCUUUCAAAACCCAACAAUAACAAACCAAAGAAUCGAGAUGGGGGAACAGAAGAUAAGAAAAGUGUUGUGAAGAAGAAAAAAAGGAAAUCCAAUAAAGCCAACAAACACACUGAGGACACCUGCUUCACCUGUGGUAACGGAGGUGAGCUUCUGCUCUGCGACGACGCCACUUGUCCUAAGGCAUAUCAUCUCUCCUGCCUUGGGCUCACCAAGCACCCUGCCGGUGGUUGGGUCUGUCCUUGGCAUCAGUGUAGUGUUUGUAGCGCUACAAAAGUUCAACGCUGUACACUAUGUAUAAACUCUUAUUGCAGCGAGCAUGCGGAGGGUAACAUCUCCCUUAACAGGAACCAUGGCCUUCUCUGCUUUUCACAUAAUCUGUCCGACAGCGGAUCUGAUUGGAGUGGAGCUAGUGAUGACGAAGAUUCGAAUAAGGUCAAAUCUGCCACCAGGAAAUAUGCUCGGUCGAAAAUAGUCAAUGGCCAUGCUGAUUAGCGGUUAUUUAGAGACUGUUAUUUUUAUUAUUAGGCUUAAUUUGUUUUAAAUAUUAUGGAAAAGAACCGGUUCUUUUCCUCAAAUGAAUUUUUUUAUAUGUGCCUCUAUGAAAGCAAGUUAAAUAUUUUAUGUAAUAAGUUGAACAUUAUAUUUUAUACAUAUAUACAUAUAUAUAUAUAUUAAUUAUUUAUAUUUUAAAUUCCUAUCCAAUGAAAAAAAAAAAAAUUAGGGACUUACAGUAUACUUAUUUUUAAUGAUCUGGAAAUGAUCAUAAACAUUUUUGUUAAAGAGAAAAUGUUCAUAUUUGUAAAGCAGUUUAGUAAUGGAAAGAUCGGAAUAAUAUGCUUUGUUGUUACCAAAUAAAAUUGAUCCCUGCAUUUUUAGUGAUUAUUUAAAUAUCAUAACAAUUUCUCUAUUUUAUGAAAAUUUAUUGUUUUGUAAAGCACUUUUAUUUUUUAAUAAACACGUGUCGUUUCUUUAUAAUUAUGUUGAUUUAUUAUUAUUUUCUUUGAAUUGAUUGCAUAUAGUUGUUAGUUCUAAUGCAGUAAAAUUUUGUUUAAGAUUUUUUUUUUUGUUUAGAAACUGGUAGGUCUUAGUAGAAAAGUGUAGUGUUGAUCUUUUUAUCUGUACAUAGUGUUAUUAUUGUAAUUGUAUAUGUAUAUCAUUAUUGGAAUUGAUUUCUAAGAAAAAAAAAAGUUGAAAAAAAAUUAACGUUAAUUAUUGUACCAAAUUUAUACAAGUUGAAAAGACUUUGCAUUCUAAUGCAAAAGAGAUUUAUUUUUGUUGAUCUCGCCUGAUAACUUUUACAAACGUACAUAUAUUAUAGUUACUAAUAAAAUGGAUAUAAUUCAAUUCUGUAAGUAUUUAAGGAAAUUAAUAGGGAAGAAGAAAAAUAUAAAGGAAACAGCUAUUUUGUACAAACAACGUGUAUAAUUAAUUUAAUUAAUUUAAUAAUUAUAAAGCAGAAAUAAUAAAAAAAUUAAAUAUAUAUCUUCAUGCUGGUUGUUUCUUUCUGAGAAUGACAAAUCCUUCCAUAACAGGUGUGAGAGGAGUAUAAUCCUCGGUGGCCAGUUCAGCACGUUCACCAACAGCGAGCAGCACAGGAGUAGUGUGAGUAUGGACACCAGCUAUCGUCUUUGGAGUUCCAGCUUUACCAAUCACAUUCACAGCCUAAU